This is a messenger RNA of Penicillium paradoxum, 411 nucleotides long. RefSeq lists its product as uncharacterized. The record is from RefSeq and is a predicted model, not a curated record. Bases 1 to 411 code for a protein of 136 amino acids. NCBI's taxonomy places the organism in Eukaryota, Fungi, Ascomycota, Eurotiomycetes, Eurotiales, Aspergillaceae. The transcript has 2 exons.
AUGGCCAACAACCGAGUUCCGAUCAACUACGAAGUACCUGCUUUCCCGUCAUUAUAUGAUCCCUUGCCGGCGCAUCACGAGCAAUCAUACUACCUAUACUACACAAAGGACAUAUGGCGCUUCACAUUCUACUGGACAUUGGUUUUUUAUGCCGUGACACAUCUUACAGUCGCUGGGUGUGCAGUAUUGACCCAUUUUCGUAACUGGAAGGUGAUAUGGGUUGUACCAUUGGUGUACAGCUUUGUUGCAGCCCUGGAAGCACUUAUAGCUGGAAGUAUAGUUGGUGUUGUUCUCGGCGCGGUGUAUGAAGCAGGCAACUUCAGAAUGUCAACUUGGCUGCCGAUGGUAUGGGGUGGUGUCAAUGUGAUGGUGCUUAUUGUCACCAGCUUCCCCAUGCAAGGUGGGCUUUGA